Molecule: messenger RNA, 686 nt
Organism: Carica papaya (papaya)
Lineage: Eukaryota; Viridiplantae; Streptophyta; Magnoliopsida; Brassicales; Caricaceae
Source: RefSeq, a predicted model, not a curated record
AUGGCCCAUAAAGAGUCAGAGUUUGACCCAUGUCCCAAUCACCUGUUCAGUGAGGUUGUUGAUGAUCUCACCCUUCAUUUCCAGAUCAUCCAUCUUUCCAGACAGAUUUAUGUUUGGAUUGGUUGCAACUCUACCAAAUUUGGGAACCUGUAUGCAGCUGCACCUACCCGACCUAACAACACCGUGAGUGUUACUUCAGUACUUGGAGGAGCAUCUGAUAAUACAGGUUUUGGGAUUGCUCGACGACUAGUGUUAAAGACUGGUCUCAACAUAAUUAUGGCUUGCAAUAUACCAAAGAACAGUCCCAUGCUUGAGGCAACAGCCGAGAAAGUGUUGGUUCAGAAAUUAAUCAGUUUGGGACUCACAAGGCCAAGAUCCUGAAGGAUCUCCAUUGUGAUAGAUGGUUCAGCUGAUACUGCCACCUUUAACAUAUACUCUUCUCUAUUGAUUUUCGUGCCUUGGCUAGCAAUUUUUACUUUCAUUUUAAGCACAACGUAGACUAGCCUCUGAGUCCUGGAGAGGUGGAAAUAUGGAGCAUAGCUAGACUUCUUUUAUGAUUGGGUUUGUGGUAGUUUAUUUUCUUACUAAAGCUUUGGCUGUAAGAGCUAGGUCUUGUGUAUCUCGAUUCUGUUAUGGUCAGGAAGAUUGUUAAUUGAGAAAUUAAAUUCAAAGUUUUACUUGUUCAA